AGAUCAUCUUAACCGUUCUAACAAUCCAUUCAAGUUCUGGGAGGAAGAAAGCAUUCUCGACCUGCACCUCGCAUUUUCUAGUUGUUAUCAUAUUUUAUGGUUCUAUUUUUUUUGUCUAUUUGACACCACAAUCAAGUGAGUCAGUGUAUCAGAACCGAUUGACCUCUGUAAUGUAUACCAUUAUUGCCCCAUUAUUAAAUCCUUUCAUAUACAGUCUAAGAAAUAAUGAUGUCAAAAUUGCUAUUUUAAAGAUAAUUCAUCAAAAU
Pelobates cultripes (western spadefoot toad) is the source of this 266-nucleotide messenger RNA. NCBI's taxonomy places the organism in Eukaryota, Metazoa, Chordata, Amphibia, Anura, Pelobatidae. The record is from the annotation of a GenBank genome assembly.